Prorocentrum cordatum is the source of this 1882-nucleotide messenger RNA. The record is from the annotation of a GenBank genome assembly. NCBI's taxonomy places the organism in Eukaryota, Dinophyceae, Prorocentrales, Prorocentraceae.
GUCCAGCGUGGCGGCACCAGUGGCAGGCGCAGCAGGACCUAUUGGAUGUGCAGCUGCGGUAGUUGGAACUGGGACUGGCGCUCCACGUGUCUCAGCUGUGGGUAUGCCGCACCGCCCAGGGCGCUGGGUUCAACCCACGGCAAGGCGAAGCCCGAGGCAGACAAGGACGGCUGGGUGGACCAGCCUCGGGGGCGCCGAGCCCAGCGGCAGGCCCGCAGCGCAGCGUCGCGUACGGCAUCCACCAAGUCGCAGACCUCGGCUUCAGCGGCGGGUGGGGCGCCCAGCGGCGGAGGAGUCACGGCGAUCGAGAGGCUGCGAGCAACGGUCGAGCGGCUCGAGGCGCUGCAGGCUGGGCCACCCGACGGCGUCGACAGCUGCUUCACGGACGUCGCGGCCAACCAGCUGGAGGCGAAGAGGGCAGAGUUGGCCAGCGCCCAGCAGGAGGCAGCGGAGCAGAAGGCCUCCGCAAUGACGCGGUUUGCUCUGCUGCACAAAGAGGCGAGCGCCAUCAGCAAGGUCCAGCCCCAGAAGGCCCAGGACGAGCUCGCGGCGCUCGACGGCGAGGUGGGGGAGGCCAGCAGGGCGCUCCAGGUCUUCGAAGAAGCAGCCCGUGAGGAGGCGGAGGCGCGGCGGCGCCAGCGCGCAGCCGAGUGGGCUGGAGCCAGCCACGUGCCGGGGCUCCUCACGCAGCUGGACAAGCUGCCAGAGGCCUGGGGCUCCAGCAACUUCGAGGUGGCAUGGGCGGCCAUUCGCACCCAGGUGGAGGCGGUGCGGGCGCAGCUCGCGGUGCACCCGUCAGCCUCCGAGCGAGCGCCGCGGGCCGAGUCCUGCCCCGUGGGCGAGAUCAGCAGCGACGACAGCGAGCUCGCAGGCGGCAGCGGGCCCUGGCAGCCGCAGGCCGCUGCGGAACGUGGCCAAGCCGAGCGGCGCGGCAGCGCGCUCGGCGGGUGGCCGCAAGUGUCCCAGGCAUGCAAGAAGGAGCUGGUCGCUGAGGCUGCGGACCUGGAGGCCAGAGGAGCUGCGCGCAGCAGGAGGCGCGCGGUCUCCCUCCGCCCGUGCGCGCCCUCGGACAUGGAGAGCCCGCUGGUUCAUGCGGGCCUGGGGCGGCUGGCCCGCUCGCAGAAGGGCGUCAUGGACCUCCUGGCGGCUCAGGAGGCGCUGCCCCAGCCCCUGGGCGCCCGCGCAGCCGUGCCGGUCUUCUUUCCCGAGUCGAAUGGAGGAGUUCGACCGAUAGUGAACGGCCCACUGCCCAUGCGCAUCCGGGGCAGCCCGAGGCAGCCCAUCGGCGCGCUGUGGGAGGCGGAGCACGACCGCCGGUUCUUUAGGGGCAAGGUGGACCGCGAGUACGAGAAGGCAGGCUGGCUGCACAACGCCUGUGCCGCUCUUGCGCGCGUGAGGGGGUGUGCCUCCGCCAGCCUCUUCCUGGACAUCACCAAGCUCUACGUGAGCCUGCGUCACGACUUCCUGCGGCAGUGCGGAGUCGAGCAUGGCUUCGACCUGCGGGUACUUCGAGGUCUGCACGUGCUCUACCCGAGGCCGCGUAUCCUCCUCUUCGCUGGCCUGGCCACCGAGUCGUUCGCCUCCCUGCGCGGGGCGCUGGGCUGCAAGUGGGUCGCCUCCUCCGCGUUCCGCCUCUGCCCCCUCAGUGCUGCCGAGGCCCCCGUCCGCGCCUUGAGGCCCUCUGGAGAGCGGCAGCCUGGCGGGCAUUGGGAAACGCAGGGCUGGACUUUCGGUAAGACGUUGCAGGCCAGGAACCUCAGCACGGGCGCCGCCAUCGCGGGGCGAAGCGUGCAUGAGAGCCGAGUACGAGCUCCUGGAGCCGUGGGCGGAGCGCGCGGGCCGCCUCCGUGCUGCGGGAGUGGAUCUGGGCCCGAUCCACAAG